Messenger RNA from Protomyces lactucae-debilis, 1728 nucleotides. Its product is annotated as Clathrin/coatomer adaptor, adaptin-like protein. Gene Ontology annotation, molecular function: clathrin binding. The record is from RefSeq and is a predicted model, not a curated record. The transcript is spliced from 2 exons. Gene Ontology annotation, cellular component: membrane coat. Gene Ontology annotation, biological process: intracellular protein transport; vesicle-mediated transport. Lineage: Eukaryota; Fungi; Ascomycota; Taphrinomycetes; Taphrinales; Protomycetaceae. The annotation marks the transcript as partial.
AUGCAAUGGGCAUCUAAGGUAUCCGCUAUAGCAGAACAGGCACGAGGCCUGACGCUUGAAGCCGCUCAAUCGGUUGGCUCACGGUACACCACUACCGGCUCUGCAGACGACAGUCGCUCCUUUGACUUUGCCAAAGCGCUGGAUGCGCGCAGUGAUCGCGAAAAGAUUGAUGGGAUGCAACGACUCUUGGUACUGUCAGCCCGCGGCGAGGACAUGUCGGUGUGGUUUGCAAGUGUCGUUAAGAAUGUCGCAAGCUCAAGCUUGGAGCUUCGGAAGCUGGUCUACCUGUACAUCACUCGCUAUGCAGAGUCACAGCCUGAUCUAGCUCUACUGUCCAUCAACACGAUACAAAAGGCGCUCUCUGAUCAGAAUCAGCUUGUUCGUGCCUUGGCCCUGCGCGUAAUGACCAGUAUACGUGUUCCCUCCAUAAGCGGGAUCGCCCUGCUGGCCAUUAAGCGUUGUCAAGCGGACUCUUCCUUCUAUGUGCGAAAGACUGCUGCCAUGGCUCUGGUCAAAACUUAUGCAUUGGAUCCUACCCUCCAGAAACAAUUGCUUGAUAUCCUCAAGAUUCUCCUCGCCGACGAUGAUGCGGCCGUCUUUUGCUCAGCUGUGGAAGCGUAUGAAGCGCUUGCAAGUGACAGGGUAGAGUUGCUCCAUCCACAUUACCGGCGAGCUUGUGGCAUGCUUUCACAGAUGGACGAGUUUGGACAGGUCAAUGUGCUGAGAGUGCUUGUCCGCUACGCCAGAACCUGCUUUACAUCGCCAUCAGUCGAGGAGCCUCACAAGGAUGAAGCAGACUUUUACAGCGAAGAAACGACACGCUCAGCCAGAGUAGAAGCAGAUUUGGCACUCUUGCUAAGGUCAGUCGAAAAUUUACUAUACAGCAGCAGCUCUGCUGUCAUCCUAGCUGCAUCUCAAGCGAUUCAACAUCUCGGUGUGCCCGCAGAUCUCAACAAGCUAGCAAGCCCGCUAGUUGCGCAACUCAGACAACCAGCUGAGAUUCGGCAAAUUGUGCUGGCCAAUAUCGCGGUAUUGUGCCUCGAUCACGCCACCAUCUUCAGUCCUUUUGCGAAACACUUCCUUGUGUAUCCUGGAGAUGCGCAGGAUGUAUGGACUCUGAAGCUCGAGAUUUUGACCCUCCUGAUUACAGAGAGUAAUGCAGCAUUGGUGCUUGGCGAGCUCGAGCAGUACUCCAAAGACGAGACUAAUGUACUACUCAGCUGUGCGGCGAUACGGGCCAUUGGUCAGUGUGCGCAGCGUCAACCGAUGUUUGUGGCAUCAUGCGUCGACUUGCUCUUCUCUCAUCUUCAAUCUGCCAACAGUGCGCGCAUCGCUGAAGCAGUCUUGUCAUUGCGCUUGCUCAUUCAAUUGAAUCCUACUGAGCAUCUAGAGAGUACCAAGAAGCUGUUGCGCUCGCUUGAUGACAUUGUUGCGCCUGCGGCACGGGCGUGCAUAUUUUGGCUAGCAGCUGAACAGGCGACACUCCUUCCGCGAGUAGUUCCUGAUGUCUUGCGAAUUGGUGUCAAGCACUUUGCAAAAGAACACGAGUCUGUCCGGCUACAGAUCGUGAUCCUGGCUGUGAAAUUGUACACACUUCAUUCCCCCAUCAUGCCUAUGGCUGACUCCCGCGUUCCUCAACUGUACGCACACCUCAUGCACCUAUGUCGAUACGACACAUCCUACGAUUUGCGUGACCGCCUGAGGACAUACAAAGUGCUCGCUAGCUCG